Eimeria tenella is the source of this 783-nucleotide messenger RNA. RefSeq lists its product as uncharacterized. Gene Ontology annotation, biological process: microtubule-based movement. The record is from RefSeq and is a predicted model, not a curated record. The transcript is spliced from 2 exons. The coding region runs from base 1 to 783 and encodes 260 amino acids. NCBI's taxonomy places the organism in Eukaryota, Apicomplexa, Conoidasida, Eucoccidiorida, Eimeriidae. Gene Ontology annotation, cellular component: dynein complex. Gene Ontology annotation, molecular function: dynein light intermediate chain binding; dynein intermediate chain binding; minus-end-directed microtubule motor activity.
AUGGGAAGUAUUGCAGAUCAUGGAUCAGUGGAAUAUCCAAAGCAGUGCGUGCCCCUAACUUUGCAGGCUAUCGACAAGACUAAAGUGUGCGAGACAGUCCAAGAACGCUGUACAGAACUUGUCACUUCGAUUCGCACGACAGUCAUAAUAUGGGUGGGGCGCGGCUUGUUUGAGCGUCACAAGCUGUCGUUUUUGAUCAUGCUAACAUUCCAGCUCUUGCAGAAGGGGAGCCUAAAGGACCAAUUUGACGCGAAGUUGAUGGAUUUCUUGCUUAAAGGACCCAUAAAGCAAGUACCCGAAAACCCUCUUGCCGACUGGCUGCCCAACAAGGCUUGGUAUGCAGUGCAAAAGCUCAUAGAGCUUCCCGGUUUUGAGUCAUUUGCCACAAAUAUGCAAAAGGACGCGCCUUCAAGGUUCAAAGAAUGGUUCCAAGAGCUUCAACCAGAAAAAGUCAAGUUGCCCCUUGACUGGAAGGCGCUUGACAACAUGCCAUUCAAAAAGCUCGUGGUGCUGCGCUGCCUACGGCCUGAUCGGCUGACUGCAGCAAUUUCGGAUUAUAUUCGCACAAUGCUUCCAUACGGGGGGCAGUAUUUAGAUGGAGACUCUGCGCUAUCAUUUUAUGAAAUUUUUGAAUCGUCCUUCGAGGAAUCUACGGCCACAACUCCAAUCUUUUUCAUUCUUUCCCCAGGGGCUGACCCCGUAAAGGAGAUUGAAGCCCUAGGCAAGAAGAUGGGAUACAUUGCAAACUUCAACCUGCACAACGUCGCAUUAGGGCAGGCAUGA